AUGGUCGAGACCGCUUCCCAUCCCGAUCAAAAUGACACGGUCAUGGACUCCGUUGUCCCCAAGUCCGAGCCGCUGCCGGAUGGUUCCAUCUCCUCGACGGUUUCAACCCCCGAUGCCGAGGCAGAGCCCUUGACGCAGGAUCCAGCCCAGACUCAGAAACGAAAAGGUGGCCGCAAACCGAUCUAUGCCACCUCGGAGGAGCGCAAACAGCGCAACCGUCAGGCGCAGGCAGCCUUCCGAGAACGUCGUACAGAGUACAUCCGUCAGCUCGAGACUACCAUCAAGCGUAAUGAAGAGUCACUGCAGAGCCUACAGCAGAGUCAUCGUAGCGCCGCGGAUGAAUGCCUGAUGCUGCGGUAUAAAAACUCCUUGCUGGAACGCAUCCUACUAGAAAAAGGUCCGCUCUUCGUCCUUUCCACCCUUUGCGCCCUUCUCUUAGCACGACUGACCCAUGCUUUCUAUCCAGGCAUUGAUGUACAAGCUGAGUUACGGCUGAAAACCGGCGCCCCCGGAGCGGCCAAGGCAAAUCCAGGGCCUCCCAAAACCGCCCCGGGGCCGACGGGACCUCGUUCUGUCCAAAGACAUUCGGCCGGCCUGGCCUCCAAGCCCGAUGCGUUCGGUCUAUCACAGCGCGAUGGUGCCUAUGGGGUCUCUUCGCCCCAGUUCCAGGCCACCCCGACCUCCCAUGUCUCCUCGCCGUCCCAUGCCAAGUCUCCAGGCUUCGGCUUUCAGGGCAUGUCCCCCGUCGGAGUGGAGGCUCAGGGCGCUGGACGUCCACAGUUGCUCCCGCAGCCCCGAGCUUUUAGCAACCAAACCUCUCCUCCGGCGAUCAGUAUGCCGCAGACUGAUCCCACGGAUGCGAAGCUUCGGGGUCCUCGUGGUGCUGCUCGCGUUGCCGCGGCCUAUUACCCAUCUCCUUUCCAGAAACAUUACGACCAACUUGAACAAGAAUACGAUGCACAGGCCGAUCUAGUGGACGAGGACCAUGAAAGUUCUGCCAAUACGUCCUACGUCCCGGGCUUCACACCGCAGUCAGUUGCCUCGGGCCUGUCCGGGUUCAACCCACCGCCCGGCGGGGACGGAGCGCCCGGAGACUACGCCAGUGCCAACCAUCUCCUGGGCCAAUAUGAGCCCAUGCUGGACGCGGACCCUUUCGGCCUCAGUGCCAGUAUGCAUUUCCCCACUCCGUUUAACUAUGAGCAGAACAAUUCUCGCCAUUGA
Molecule: messenger RNA, 1221 nt
Organism: Penicillium macrosclerotiorum
Lineage: Eukaryota; Fungi; Ascomycota; Eurotiomycetes; Eurotiales; Aspergillaceae
Product: bZIP transcription factor
Exons: 3
Coding region: 1-1221 (406 amino acids)
Cellular component (GO): RNA polymerase II transcription regulator complex
Molecular function (GO): DNA-binding transcription activator activity, RNA polymerase II-specific; transcription cis-regulatory region binding
Source: RefSeq, a predicted model, not a curated record